Molecule: messenger RNA, 1936 nt
Organism: Gastrolobium bilobum
Lineage: Eukaryota; Viridiplantae; Streptophyta; Magnoliopsida; Fabales; Fabaceae
Product: DEAD-box ATP-dependent RNA helicase 1
Exons: 8
Coding region: 26-1513 (495 amino acids)
Cellular component (GO): nucleus
Molecular function (GO): ATP binding; nucleic acid binding
Source: RefSeq, a predicted model, not a curated record
CGCCAAAAAGGGGUUUUAGGGAAAAAUGGGGGAAGAAAAGCAACGCAGCGUGCCGGUUUUGCCAUGGAUGCGAGACCCCAUUGAAGUCACUCUCUGUCAAGAACUCCCUCUUGAUUGCGUUCCUUGCCUGCACCCUACGUUGAAAUUGGGAUUGGAGAAUAUAGGGAUCUCUAAGCUAUUCCCAGUGCAAGUUGCGGUUUGGCAAGAAACAAUUGGGCCUGGUAAUUUCGAACGAGACAUUUGUGUAAAUUCCCCCACCGGAAGCGGCAAAACCUUGGCAUAUGCACUCCCAAUAGUGCAAAUGCUAUCGAGCCGCGUUGUUAGGUGCCUCCGUGCUCUGGUGGUGGUCCCCACUCGCGAUCUCGCCUUGCAGGUUAAACAAGUUUUUGAUGGCAUUGCAUCCCCACUGGGCUUGCGUGUUGGCUUGGCUGUUGGUCAAUCUUCCAUAGCUGAUGAGAUUUCUAACCUUGUAUACAUUCCUCAAUAUGAGGCAGGCAUGUGCUGUGAUCCACGUGAUAAACGUGGUUUCCAAAGUAAGGUUGACAUAUUAGUAGCAACCCCUGGAAGGCUCAUGGAUCAUAUUAAUACUACUAAAGGCUUCACACUUGAGCACCUUUAUUAUCUUGUGGUUGAUGAAACAGAUCGACUACUUCGGGAGGCCUAUCAAUCUUGGCUACCUACCGUGCUUGAAUUGACCCAAUCUGAGGAUGAUAAUAUUUAUCAACCGGCUGAUUCUGUUUUCCCUUAUUCUCUUGGUGCAUUAAGAACCAGAAGAAGAUGUGGAGUUGAGAGGGGCUUCAAGGAUAAGCCUUACCCUAGGCUGGCAAAGAUGGUUCUAUCUGCGACAUUAACUCAAGACCCAGGCAGGCUUGUUCGGCUUAAUUUGCGUCAUCCUUUAUUUCUGAGAGCUGGGCAAAUGCGUUAUCGGCUACCUGAAAAUUUGGAAUCUUACAAACUGAUCUGUGAAACAAAGGUUAAACCCUUGUAUUUGGUUGCCCUUUUGAAAUCCCUGGGAGGAGAAAAAUGCAUAGUUUUUACAAAGUCUGUGGAUUCAACACAUCGUCUCUGCAAAUUGCUGAAUUGUUUUGGAGAUCUGCAAAUUGAUAUCAAGGAGUAUUCUGGUCUUCAACAUCAACGUGUAAGAAGUAAGACAUUGAACGAAUUCCGGAAAGGGGAGUUUCAAGUGCUUGUAUCUUCUGAUGCAAUGACUCGUGGAAUGGAUGUUGAAGGGGUAAGAAAUGUCAUUAAUUAUGACAUGCCCAAAUACAUAAAGACUUAUGUUCAUCGGGCUGGUAGGACUGCAAGAGCUGGCCAGACUGGGCGUUGCUUCACACUGAUGUCAACAGAUGAGGUUCGACGAUUUAAAAAAUUGAUGCGAAAGGCUGAGGCUAGUUCUUUCCUUGAGCAUACUCUUCCAUCUAGUUUGAUUGAAGCACUUCAUACUACCUACCAAUCAGCACUGGAAAAAUUUAAGGAGAUAAUUUUGGAGACACGAAAGAAACCCAAGGAUUAGAGUCUUCUCAAUCAAGCAAAGAGAAUGGAAAAAAAUAACAAUUCAUGGGCAUAUCUGCUUAUUAACAGACACACAAGGGAAUAGCUUGUUAGCUGCGGAACAUCAACUUAAUCCCUGGAAAUAUUCAACUGACAAUGGAAGUUUUACAAUAGAAAUAACAGACUGAAGCACGCUUUUCAGGACAUGAAUCUUGUAAUUCUGGGGACAGAACCCUUGGUGGUGUUUGUUUUCUCGUGUUUCUUGAGGUCUUCUUGUACUAUCUGUUUUUUUCAUUGACGGGGCAUAUGUAUGGGAUACAGCAGAAGUUCUAUAUCAAUGACGAUGACAAACGUUAAUCCAGAUAUAUAAGAUUUUUUUAUUUUUUAUUUUUUAGUUUAGACACAGUUAAAUGUAGUAUUGGGAAAUAUGUAAAUUCAUGUGAGA